Messenger RNA from Colletotrichum siamense, 522 nucleotides. RefSeq lists its product as uncharacterized. The transcript has 3 exons. The coding region runs from base 1 to 522 and encodes 173 amino acids. Lineage: Eukaryota; Fungi; Ascomycota; Sordariomycetes; Glomerellales; Glomerellaceae. The record is from RefSeq and is a predicted model, not a curated record.
AUGAAGAUCACUUCCGUCGUUUCUUUCCUCGCCGUCGCUGUCGCCACGGCGCAUGCAUGCGGCUACUGCCAGUGCCAGUACUCUGAUGGCAGCCACUGCUGCGUAGCGCACAGCAAUGGCAAGACUUGUGACGAGGUCUGCAACGGUGCCGCCUACGGCGUCACCCUCGGCAGAGAAAAGUUGUACUGCAAUGCUGCGGGCGCUUCGAACUGCAUCUCAUGGUCUUCUUACCAAGAUCGGAAACAAUGCAUCGUGUUAUAUCUCCUCUUGGCCCAUGCUGUUUCGACGAUGGAUGUCCUGUUCAAGCUCAACCCCAACACCGACUCAUCCCAAAUCUCGGAGAUGCGCGCCGCGGGCGACGCAAUGGUCGGUGUCGUCCCGGGCCUCAGGUCCUUCACCCUGGGCCCGCCGCUUGCAAGCACGGCGCACCGUGCGCAGGGCUUCGAUAUGGCGCUGAUGACGGUGAUGGACACCGAGGAACAGGUACUGGCAUACGCGGGCCAUCCCGCGCACCUCAAGUAA